CUCUGGACCUUCUGGUUCCUGGACAGGAAUGUGUUCUAGACAUACCACCACCAGAGGAUCCCUUUUCUUCCCCAGAGGUUGAAUGGGGAAGUGUAGUCUGUGGAGCUAUCCAUAGCUACUGCUUUCCAUUUUGAAUUUUUUAUUUGGACAGUGGAUUUGCUCAGUGAUGUGUUUUCAUGCACAAUUUCUGUCAAUUUUAGUGGGAGCUGAAAGUCUCUGAGUGACCCAUUCAUCUGGAUCAGACCAAGGCUGCCAAUUGGUCUUUCUGUGGUAGCUGAAAUUUGGGAGUGAAAUGCAUGUGAAUAAAGGACACUUCCUGGUCUUGGGGGUGUCACAAAAGAUCCAAGACAUUGACCUUACCUGACUAGUUGAUCUUUCUAAGACCAAAUCAAAUCUCGAUGAAUUUAAACCUCAAGAUAAAGUGAAGACCUUAGGUAACAUAUGAUUUCCUCUAACAAUUAGUCUGGCCCAUCAAGCAGAAUUGAGAUAAAUACACACAGCCAGUGUAUCCUUCAGCAAGCCUCUUUUAAUGAUUUAAAAAGAACUUCUAACUUUUACAAAUAAUUGUGUUCAGAGACAGACUUUCAAUCUAAAGAAAAGAGCAAGGACCUAGCUCUCGUGGCGGAAUGUAGAAACAGAAGCCUCCAGAUUGAUCUCUGCAGAUUUUAACGUGGGCCACUUUUGUCCUCAUAUUCAGCCUGAUCCUAAAGCCCUUACAACUAAGCCAAUACCUGCUUGGAUUCUUCCUGACAACUGGCAAAGAUGUCACGUUCCACUUCUUAUCUCACCACCUCUUAACCACAAAUUGGCCCCAGUGGCUUUCAAAAGGGGAAAAAAAAAUUGUACGAGUUUGAGACUGUUUAUGUACUCAUGACUAAAACCAAAUCUGAGAUCUUUGGAACUCUUAGCUGGCCCUGGGGCAUGCGAGCCCCCUGUGCAUCCCUUUGGUCCACCUGGAGGCCCGUGAAGACCUUCAGUGGAAGGAAGAGUGGGUCAGAUCAGACGUGUCCAUUUCAUCAGUCAGCCAUCAGUGACAGGCUGAAUUCAGAGACCCAGGCCAGAGUGUGCCAGCUAAAAAAUUUAUCCAAGGAUUCCAAUUAUGCUUUAAAAAAAUCCUACCAGAAGACAUAAAAAACAAUGUUUAUAUGUUAAGAAAUGUUAAUAGAGUAGCUGUAAUUUGAUAAUAUAAAAUAGCUCUGCCUCUAUUCAAAAGUUGAUUUUAAAAGUAGGUAUAUAGUCGCUGUACUUAUUAUUAUUUUUAGAUUGCUUUAAAAAGCAUAUGCGUCCCUAUCUCUUUGGCAAGCACCCAGCGGUGAGUCACGCCCUGCACCCGCAGCAGCCGAUCUCCGGGAGCCUCCGUGAACUUUUCCGAACCCUCCUUGCGGGCCGCACACAGGAUGCCCGUGCCGGGUCGUUUCCCAUCAGCUUCCAGCCACGCUGCUUGCUUGUAGCUAAAAGCAAGCCAGGGAUGCCCGUGUCAGAUGAAGCUGCUUACAAGUCUCCAUGGAAAGGCGGCGCUGGUGCUCCGGCAGUUGGUUUGCUCGGUGCACUCUCUCCAGAGGUCGCCGACCGAGCCCUCCAGGCGGCUCCAGCUUAGGCGCCUCGGGACGCGGGCCGGGGAGA
Messenger RNA from Nomascus leucogenys (northern white-cheeked gibbon), 1623 nucleotides. RefSeq lists its product as uncharacterized. Lineage: Eukaryota; Metazoa; Chordata; Mammalia; Primates; Hylobatidae. The record is from RefSeq and is a predicted model, not a curated record. The transcript has a single exon. The coding region runs from base 1280 to 1597 and encodes 105 amino acids.